UUGAGGCAGCUCCAGAGAACAGCCCAUGCCCGGAGCAGUUUUAAGGGGGCGGGGACCGCACGAGGCUCCUCCCCUCUCAGGCCGCCGUCGUCUACAGAGUCUGCCGGACCGGACCAACUCGGCACCGCCAGCCACUGCAGCCGGCUGCCCUCCCUCGAGUGGCCAGGAGCCUCCCGCAGGACGACAUGGCCUCCGACGGCAUGGACGAACGUUCCCCGCUGCUGUCGGGCCCCAAUUCGGAGAAUGUGACCCCCAACGCUUCCCCGUACCUGCAGGAUUCCAGCCCCCGAGCCGAGCUACCUCCCCCCUACACCGCCAUCGCCAGCCCCGACGCCAGCGGUGUGCCCGUCAUCAAUUGCCGCGUGUGCCAGUCGCUUAUCAACCUGGAUGGAAAGCUGCAUCAGCACGUGGUCAAGUGCACAGUCUGCAACGAAGCCACACCCAUCAAGAACCCCCCAACAGGAAAGAAGUAUGUGAGGUGUCCCUGCAACUGCCUGCUCAUCUGCAAGGACACGUCCAGGAGGAUAGGAUGUCCUCGACCAAACUGCAGACGCAUCAUAAACUUGAGCCCAGUCAUGGUGAUUCCAGAGGAGCAGCCAGCGCAGCCGGCACUGCCCAUCCAACCUGAAGGCAUGAGAGUUGUCUGCGGUCACUGCGGCAACACCUUUCUGGGCAGUGAGGACGCCCGGUCAUCCCAGCCUAUGUCUGGUCUCUCCAGAGAUGGCUCUCCCCCAGCACAGCAACAGUGGAUGGAGCUUCGAUUUAACACUCUCGCCAAGUGUCCACACUGCAAAAAAAUAUCGUCUGUUGGCAGUGCGCUCCCCAGGAGGCGCUGUUGCGCUUACAUUACUGUAGGAAUGAUCUGCAUUUUCAUUGGUGUGGGUUUAACAGUCGGGACUCGAGGUUUUGCCCGCCGUUACAACGCCACCUAUGUGUCCUGGGCAUUUGCCUACCUGCUGGGCCUCAUCUGUCUGAUACGAGCCUGCUACUGGGGAGCUAUCAAAGUCAGCUACCCGGAGAACAGCUUCGCCUAGAGAACAGUAAAGACGUGCACGGCUCAAACGACAAACCCUCUUUUUAGUUUCUUUUUUCCUUACCUCUUCAGACUUCCGAGAUGUUACGCACGUCUGAUACCAGAAGAAGUGUAUGCUGGGGAUUUCUCCUGUCGUGCUCAUGUCUGGAUUUUUUCUGAGUCACUGUGCAAACCCUCCUCCUGAAGGUCAAUCCAGAGCUGGUCCACAAAGAUUUGAAAUCUUGCUCAAGUUUUACUAAAAAAAAAAAAAAAAGCACUUUUUUUUUUUUUAGAUAAAUGACAAAUUUGAUCUGGCUACUUUUUAUUAAGUUUGUAGAACAAUAUGGUUUUGUUUAGGAUUUUUGGACCAGUUUUUAACUGCCUAAGUGGCCUGACAGUACUCUUUCUUUGUCUUGUUACUGACCAGAACAAAAUGAAACCCCCUCCUGAAAUCAUUGUCCAUUGCACUAUGAUUUAUGCAAUUUUGAGUGAGGUUUUGCUGCUAGUUGAUCUGGAGUUGCAGUGAGAUACACAUUCAUGCUGCACUGCAACCUUGCCAGUGUGCUCGUAACAAUGUUUGUUUUUUAAUGCUCCAAACGAUCAACUUUUAAAGGUAAUUGUCUUUAUGUACUCAUGUGUGCCAAUUAUGUUGCCUACUGUAAGGUUAAAAAAAAGCAUUAUGCCCACCUCUGAUUUCUUUUCUUUUCUUUUUCUUCCUUUUCCUAUAUGUUUGCAGCUUUAAGGAGCAAUAGCCCUGCUGGGUCAUUUUUCUUAGCCUAAAUUGCUGCAAUCGUUAAGAUUAUUUCCAAACCCAGAACCAGAGUAACUCACAGCUGCAUGUGGACUCCGUCAUGGCAUUGAGGUUUCUUUAUGUUUUGUUUCAGAGGGAGCUGAGAUCUUUACUCCUUCCUCCUGGGGGUUAGAAUGUAAACCUCCUCCCUCCGCUUUAAUUGCUGCUUUCCAAUCUCCUCUGAACUCCUUCCAUGCUAGCAUCUCUAUAUUAAAAACAAAAACUCAAUCUUGAGCACAGUUCCAACGUCUAACCUUGUUUUGAAUGUGAUUAUGACAAUAAACCAGAAAAAAACGUAUUAAAAAAACGAAGUAGUGGGAAUAGAAGGAACAAAUGGUUUGUGUGUCUUUUUAAAAAUGAUAAUUUAUCAAUAAAAUGUAAAAACAGCCAA
This is a messenger RNA of Oryzias latipes (Japanese medaka), 2193 nucleotides long. RefSeq names its product phosphatidylinositol-4,5-bisphosphate 4-phosphatase 2 (gene pip4p2). Gene Ontology annotation, cellular component: plasma membrane; lysosomal membrane; phagocytic vesicle membrane. Gene Ontology annotation, molecular function: phosphatidylinositol-4,5-bisphosphate 4-phosphatase activity. Lineage: Eukaryota; Metazoa; Chordata; Actinopteri; Beloniformes; Adrianichthyidae. Gene Ontology annotation, biological process: phosphatidylinositol dephosphorylation. The record is from RefSeq and is a predicted model, not a curated record.